Molecule: messenger RNA, 551 nt
Organism: Rhagoletis pomonella (apple maggot)
Lineage: Eukaryota; Metazoa; Arthropoda; Insecta; Diptera; Tephritidae
Exons: 2
Coding region: 145-501 (118 amino acids)
Source: RefSeq, a predicted model, not a curated record
UCAAAGGUUGCCGACCGUUUUGACCAGCGAUGGCAUUUCCCUAAUUGCUGUGGGGCAUUGGAUGAAAAACAUAUAGCGAUUCAGGCGCCUGCAAACUGCGGUUCAGAGUAUUUUAAUUACAAAAAAUACAAUAGUAUUGUCCUGAUGGCUCUGGUGGACGCCGACUACAAAUUUUUGUUUGUAGAAGUUGGAGCAUAUGGUCGUGAAUCCGAUGGUGGUGUUUUUGCAAGAUGCCCUCUUUCAACUGCUUUUGCCGAUAAUACAAUUAAUUUUCCGCCCCCAAGGCCACUUCCACAUGAAAGUGCUGAAAUGCCAUUUGUCAUCGUAGCUGACGACGCGUUUCCUUUAAAAACAUACUUGCUGAAACCAUUCAGUUAUCGCGAGCAAGUUAUGUCGUACAAAAUUUUCAAUUACAGACUAUCCCGAGCAAGAAAUGUAGUAGAAAAUGUGUUCGGCAAUGUGCAUCGCGUUUCCGAAUUCUCAGAAGGCCAAUGGACGUAAAACCGGAACAUGCAAAAGCUAUUGUCCUCGCGAUUUGUGUCUUACAUAAU